Arctia plantaginis is the source of this 435-nucleotide messenger RNA. The record is from the annotation of a GenBank genome assembly. NCBI's taxonomy places the organism in Eukaryota, Metazoa, Arthropoda, Insecta, Lepidoptera, Erebidae.
AUGGAUUGGGAUCUUAAAUACGGCGAACUGUCUAACGAUAAAGAUUUCGUUAACAAUUGCGAGACGUUAAAGGAAAAUUUGCAGGAAGUACAACAAGUAUUAGACCAAUUAUUGCCGCUUAAAGAGCAAUAUGACAAGCUAACGUUGCCUGCGCAAAUUGAGCUUGAUUUGUUCCUGGCCUUCACCUUGAAUUCUCUACAGUGGAUAAAUUUACGAAUACAAGGAGUGGAUCCUACGAAACAUCCUAUCAAAGAUGAGCUUCAACGGAUAAAACUUGUGAUGAUGAAGUGGCAGGAAGUUAAAGAUCUCGAGAAAAGACCAACAGUCGACGUAGAAGCCGCCAAAAGAUUCAUUAAAAGUGGCCUAUAUGACCCAUAUAGAGCCACAGGACAGCCGCAGAAUAAAAAGACAAAAUUUCCUGAAAACGCUGAGUAA